AUGGACAGACGCAGCAGCGAUAACGAGGCAUCGCGACGGCCCGCCAGUCCUGAUGUCUUUGACGACAACCACGAAAUCGACCCCGACGAGGACGACUUUAUGCCCUCGGUAUCAGAUGGCUUCCGCCCGACAAACACCAGCGAAGCGUGGAACAGCGACCGCCAGAACCACGACCGGAUAUCGAUACCGCAGCGGCAAACUUCGACGUCAAAACACCACGACAAGACGGAUCUCCGGAGGACUGCGACGCGAAAUAGUACCGCCAAGGUACGGGACCCGAUACCACAGGAUAGUCGACAACCGCUCAACAGGGGGCCCAGCCACCAUUCGCCGCUGGGACAUCGCGACUCUGUGAGCUCCACGUCUUCGUUUGCGACGACGAGCAAUUCAGAAAACCCGUUCGAAACUGGCCCGAGCCACCCCUAUGGCAUGUACCCGCAGCUUUCAAUGGCACGGCCGCUGAGCGUGGCGACGAGUUCAACCGAGCGACAGCCACACCGGUCCAUGUCUCUGCAGCGCCCGACACAUCCGUACGCCAUGUACUCGCAAAGCGGCAUUGUGGACGAAGAGUCACCAGAAGAGCCGCCAGCCCAGCCACCCGUGCCCCAGGUCCAGUCGUCUAUUCCCGUGGGAUUCCCGGGUCUAGACAAUGGCUACCGCAGAGUGCUCGGACCGGACGGCGAAGAGCAGGAUAUUAUUGGACCAGACGGCCACACUGAGCAGCUUCCACCCUACUCGCGUUUUCCAGAGGAGGGCCCCACCAAGGCGUCUUUGGCGGCAGAAGCAAGCGCGUCGCGCAUUGUCCCAGCACCCCUCCAAGUCGACCCAGAAGAUCCUUUCAACACUCCCGCCUCGCCAACUUCGCCGCUAGGUGAAAGCUCGUCCUCGACAUCCGCGUUACCCGUUGCCCCUCUACUGCCAUCCGUUACACCCGCCCGGUUACCGCCACAAAGACCAGAAACUCAGACGGGCAAUUUGGCGCCCGCCAACUCUACCUCUGCUUCGAGUGGUACUGUUCCAGCCGAGGCUUCUGAAUCAUCGUCUGCCUCACUACUGGCGAGUGAGAAUCACUUUUCGGAAAAGGCAGAGCCAACCGAAGAAAAGAUCAACUGGCGAAAGAGGAAGUUAUUCGGCAAGGUCCCUGUGGGAUUGGCCCUUAUCAUUCUCCUCAUAACACUAGUCUUCACCAUUGCUCUCGGAGCAGCCGUCGGUACUUUUGUCGCAAAUAAGAAGAACAAUGAUCCUAGCCCGCAACGGCCCGCGGGUCCUUCUGACGAAGCACAACCCCAGGUCAUUGGCCAAAACGGAUCACUUUUCGAUGCUGUUCCCAUUUCAGCCCCAGCCGGACUUACGCCUUUGCCUACAGGUUCAUACGCACUUCCGCUCGGCAUACCACAAGAAAGCAACCCGGGAUGCUUGACGCAAGCAAGUCAAUACUCUGCCUGGUCAUGCAAGAUGACUUUCGCCCCGCUCGUCAUAACUAUCAAUGAUACCGUCAUUGGCGACGAGACAUUGCAGGUCGCUUCAAUGAGUGGCGGUCCCUCGGUGCCUAACAAGUCCAUUCUGUAUGGACUUCAGAGUCCUGUUCUCGAUAUGAAGCCGAUGGAGCUCGUGCUAGACCUGGACUACAGAGCUUACGGUCCAGCAUACCACUUCUCUGCCCGGAGUAUUUUGCCGCCCAGGCCACCGAAGCCCUACCGUCUGGCAGCAGAAGCAAGCGCCAAAAUUCUCCCGGCAUACAACGGCGUAGUGAUCCUCCGGAUGCCUGUCAUUGCCAAUGGAUGUUCAAAUGAACAAAAUCCAUACGGGAACUUUGCGUUUUCUGCAAAUGGUUAUGGCGUGUGA
This is a messenger RNA of Pyrenophora tritici-repentis Pt-1C-BFP, 1845 nucleotides long. Lineage: Eukaryota; Fungi; Ascomycota; Dothideomycetes; Pleosporales; Pleosporaceae. The record is from RefSeq and is a predicted model, not a curated record.